AUGUGGCGUUGUUGUCCAUGCCACCCCAUCAGUAGUUGCUGCAGAGUUAGUGCAUCGGGGCUAGGCGAGGGAGCCGUGAGUAUUAUUUUCACCACGUGCAUAGACGCGCCGGAAAGAGCUUCCCCCUACGCCUUUGCGCGCUUGAAGCAGGAGAAACAGGAGCGAAAAGGAAAAAUAGCCGGCUGCCAAGGGAAGCUAAGAGGAGCCGCACGAAGGAUGCGCUCAAAGAAACGUUGCAAGCAAGAAAAAGCACAGAGCAGGCAACCCCGAGGCGGUGAGCUUCUGGGGGAGGCAGAUCUGCACGCACUGGCGUUCGCGUUGGGUUGCUGGGGAGCACCCUAUAGCAGAGGAAAAUCCGAGUCGCUUCCGUCUGCUGUACCGCAGGCAGCAGUCAGCUCCGCGCAUGCUGCGGCUGCUGGCACUUCUGCCGAGGCGCAUGUCAGGCAGUGGGGAGUUGAUCAGGGAGUUCAAGCUGCGGUAAGAGAAAGCCUCCAACAGCUGCUGCUCAAUCAGCCUUCACGGGAGUCUCUGGAGCGGCGUCUCUACUGCCCGCCAAGCGGAAAUGCAGCAGCACGCGCUGCAGCGACAGCUGCCGCUGCAGCCGCAGUGCAGGCGAAGCUGCAGCGACAGCUGUACCUGAGCGACUCUCUUCAAGACCUUUUUUUCGCACUGCCCGAAGCAGACGCCGCAGCGAUGCAAGAACUGCUGCUAAUGCCGCCGCAAUGCAGCUACAACAGCAGCAGCAGCAACAACAAUGGCAGCUGCAGCAGCAGCAGCACUCAGCUCUCUAGAGGCAGCAAAGGGCCUGUGGUAAUACAGCCCUUGUCGCAAGAGGCUUUGGCAUUUCUGCAGACAGUGACGUUGCUACCCAAAGAACAACAACUGCAACAGCAGGAGCAGCGAUCCCUCUCCGUCGUGCUUGAGCAGCUGCAAGAGCAGAGGCGUCGUGUCAAGGAGAAAUUGGAGCAGCUCGAGAUGCAGGCAUGUGGACAAGAGGCAGCAGAAUUGAAGGAGGCUGCUGACUGCAUGCAACGAUUGGAGGCAAUGGUUAGCGAACUGCAGGAUCUUCAGCAGCGGUGCUGUACUGCACAGCAACAGCAAAAUCAGCAACAGCAAAAUCAGCAAAAUCAACAGCAGCAGCAAAAGGGCGACAUGGUGCUGCUGCAGCAGCUGCACGGUGCUGCUGAUGAGGCCUUUUUGCAGCGUCGCAAGGCUGUCUUUUUAGAUCGCUUAGGCAGUGCUCUUGAAGUCGGUUCGAACGCAGGAGGAGGAGGUGCUUCAGCGGAAGCGAGUGAGGCAGCGGAGACAGCCGCCAAAGUUGAGGCAGAGCCAAACGGCAGCAAGCAGCGAGCUGAUCAGGCAACUCGCGAACGGCUCCUGCAUGCUCUUGGGGCUUUGAUGCUGUUGCAGCGUCUGCAGCUGCUCGGCGAGGCGGUUCUUUCGGCAGCAGAAGCGGCCAUAAACGCCGCAAGAACAGGAGAGGGAGAAGGAGAAGGAGCAGCAGCAGACGCCACUGCCGUUGGUAUCCUUGGUGCCACAGCAACAACCGCCUUACGUCUAGACAGGCCAGAUUGGGCAGCAAGCUUUUUGUUGCAGCUGCUGCAACAAGUGCAGCAGAGCACCGCGGAGAGUGGUAUCCUCGACUGGAGUUGUUGGCGUGAAGGAUGCAGCAAGUGCAGCAGCAAGUGCAGCCAAGCGUCAGAACGCGGUGGCGAGUGCCUUGAGGGGCGUGAAGAGCUGCAGCUUCCUCCUGAAGCGCAGCAAUGGCUAAUGAUGGCACAGCCGGCUGUUGUCAGCAGCGCCGUAAGCGCCGGCAGCGUCUCCAAGAAUGCGGCGGCGACAUCGGCGAAAGUCUUGGACAGCCUUGCAGCUGCUGCAGCGAGCGAGUUAGAGCCGAUAUCGCUCGUGGCUCCAUUCUUGGCGAAGGCUUUCCGCUUGUUCCUCAGACACAGACUGCCGUUCCUAGUAUUUGCCGCUGCUGCCUCAGACGCAGAGAGCGCAGUCUCGGGAGAAGCGGCGCCUCCCUUCAGCGGGAGGGCCGCCCUUCGCUCUACAGCCUCCAAAAGGGCACGCGGUGAAACAGAAGCAUCCGUUGUUGAGCUGCUGCAGUCUGCAGAGCCUCUCUGCGUUCCUCAUGGAGUCUGGGGAUGUUCUCUCCCUGCGCUGCCUCUCUCGAGAAAGGCACAGCCGUCAAAAAAAUCCUCUAUUGGAUUCCUAGAGUACUGGAUCUCUCUAGACGCGGCGUUCGCUGAAAGAGAAAUCAACACAAAGGCAGCAGAAGGGGCCACUACUCAGCACUCCUCCCUAGACAGCCACAACGGCCCUCUAACCAG
Molecule: messenger RNA, 2333 nt
Organism: Cyclospora cayetanensis
Lineage: Eukaryota; Apicomplexa; Conoidasida; Eucoccidiorida; Eimeriidae
Exons: 6
Source: RefSeq, a predicted model, not a curated record